Oppiella nova is the source of this 1394-nucleotide messenger RNA. The record is from the annotation of a GenBank genome assembly. Lineage: Eukaryota; Metazoa; Arthropoda; Arachnida; Sarcoptiformes; Oppiidae.
CUAUGAGUCAAUGAAUGCUUUGAAUUGAUUUCGCAGUUAAUUGUCGUUUGAAAGCAAUUCGUAAUACAUUUCAUCGCAAAGUCAUGUCUUUCACGAAGAGUUUGUUUGAGCGACAGAUCGGUUCCAGAGGUCGACCGCCGAAGCCGUCCAUUGACGACGCGUUCAGUAAACUAAGUCUUUGUCGACAGUAUCUGUUCAGCGAUUUAAAUGAAGUGGGAGCGCCUCCUCUGGCUCUGGCCCUCAAUCGGCGCCUCCUGUGUGUGGCCAACGAUGGCGGAGACGUGGCUCUGAUGGACAAAACGGAUCUCAAUGUCCGCCACAAAUGGACGGCUCAUAACAACGCCAUCUUCGACAUCAAGUGGAGGACGGGUUUUGAUCAUCACUUGGGAACCGCUUCGGGCGACAAGUCUAUCAUUGUUUGGGACAUCAAUACAGCGGAGAAGUACUACUCGUAUGACUGCGCGCACAACGGAUCCAUCAAAUCCAUUGACUUCAAGGACCAGAACGUGUUGGCCAGUGGUUCACGCGAUGGACUCAUCAAGAUAUGGGACCUCCGAUGCGGUCGAGGUUUCAGUGGCGCCAACGACGCGACCAUCAAGUUAUGGGACUUAAGGAAGUGUCGCAGAAAUAAGUCCAACAAAACCUCUUCGACUCCUUUCCGUGAGUUGUAUCAGACGUCGAGAAGGGGUUCACCAUCUCAUGGCUUCACUUGCCUUACGUUCGACUCGAAGCACCGGCUGUUCGCCAGUUGUAGUGAUCACACGGUUUACGGCUAUUUGGGAGACACUUCUCUGCCAUCACUGAAAUGUUAUGGACUUCAGGCCAAUAACUUCACGCGAAUCAACACAUUUGAUGACAACUAUCUAAUCAGUGGUUCAGUGAACGGUCGGGCGUUGAUAUGGUCUGUCGAUUGGAACAGUUGUGACGCAAACACUCCGAGACGAAUACAUCCCAUCUAUUGGUUGCCACACUCUGAGGAGGAAGUGACGGCAAUAGUGGCCGACAAUCAGUCGUAUAGUAUAUACACGUGUAGUGACGACCAGAACGUCAACAAAUGGUCGCUCUUUAACCCGAAUCGUGAACUCGAAGUGAAGACUAAAAGCGAACCAUUCGUUUGCGACACAAAUGAAAUGAAAGCCAAAGAGGAAGAGCGCAAUGUAUUGACCCCUUCGGUGAGUGUCGGCAACGGACAGCCCUUAUGCUCACUAAGCAAUUGGUUGGAGAGGUCAGGCAAACAACACAUAACCCCCUCUCACCCGAACCCAAAGCGAAUGCGUUUAACGCAAAGCACUCCAAGCAAUAGAGCGCUGAAGGAAAACAAAUUGAAACUCAAAUCAAGUAAAAGAAAACUAUUCAAUACUAACAGAAAAAUCAGCGAUUAUUUCACUCCUUAA